Messenger RNA from Aspergillus welwitschiae, 2557 nucleotides. RefSeq names its product putative CTP synthase. The record is from RefSeq and is a predicted model, not a curated record. The coding region runs from base 610 to 2151 and encodes 513 amino acids. Gene Ontology annotation, molecular function: identical protein binding; CTP synthase activity. Gene Ontology annotation, biological process: CTP biosynthetic process; pyrimidine nucleobase biosynthetic process. Gene Ontology annotation, cellular component: cytoplasm; cytoophidium. The transcript has a single exon. NCBI's taxonomy places the organism in Eukaryota, Fungi, Ascomycota, Eurotiomycetes, Eurotiales, Aspergillaceae.
UCAGUCUUCAAGCUACUUAUUACAAUUGAUGCUAUAACUCAAUCCUCAACAGGCAUUGAACGUAUCAGCCAGACAAUUUCUUAUUUGGGGAACCGAUAAGAUAGCCGAUAAGAUAAGAAGUCACAUGAUCACAGGCCCACCGCUUCGGGAGGGUCAAUCGAACUUUUUUUCGCCUCUUCUUUGACUCUUUGCUUGCGGCAUCGCUCACGUCCCCUUGUCACCACUCCGUCUCCGUCGGUCGCUGCAAAGAUGAAAUACGUUCUGGUUUCCGGAGGUAAGCUCAAUUGCUCGACUCGGCUGGAAACCAGCGGAGUUGCCAGGGUCCCUCGCGUCGUGCCCUCUUGCUAACGAACCGCCCGUCCCUCAGGUGUCAUCUCCGGCGUGGGCAAGGGCAUCAUUGCCUCCAGCACCGGUCUCCUGCUCAAGACUACCGGUCUGGCCGUCACCAGUAUCAAGAUCGACCCUUACAUCAACAUCGAUGCGGGCACAAUGGCACCUACUGAGUCAGUAUCUGCGUGGCUUUCGGCUUCUCGGUGACACACACCUUAUUGACAUCACCCCCACUAUGCUAGGCACGGUGAGGUCUAUGUCACAGACGACGGCGGUGAAAUGGACCUCGACCUUGGCAACUACGAGCGCUACCUCCUCUCCUCUCUCUCCCGCGAUCACAACAUCACCACCGGAAAGGUCUACCAGCACGUCAUCAACCGCGAGCGCAUUGGCCAUUAUCUCGGUAAGACCGUGCAGGUCGUGCCCCACGUCACCGAUGCCAUUCAGGAGUGGAUUCAGCGGGUAGCCAAGAUCCCCGUCGACGAGUCCAAGGCCGAGCCGGAUGUCUGCAUCAUCGAGCUGGGUGGUACCGUCGGUGACAUUGAGAGUGCCCCGUUCAUCCACGCUCUGAGCCAGCUCCAGAGAAAGGCGGGCAAGGGCAACUUUGUCCAGAUCCACGUCUCCUACGUGCCGGUCAUUCCGCCGGGACCUGGUGGUGAGCAGAAGACGAAACCCACGCAGAGGGCAAUCAGCGAUGUGCGGAGUGCUGGUCUCAACCCCGAUCUGAUUGCUUGUCGCUGCGAGCAACCUCUGGAAGAUAGCACCAUCCAGAAGAUCGCCAACAUGUGCUCCGUCGAGCAGCACCAGGUCAUUGCCGUUCACAACGUCACGACGACAUACCACGUGCCUAUGCUCCUCGAGAAGCAGAAGCUUAUCAGCACCAUCACCGAUAUGCUCGACUUGAAGUCGAUCCCGCAGACCCCCGAGCGCAAGGAGCAGGGCAGCCGCAUGUGGAACGACUGGUGCGAUCUUGCUCGUGGCCAGGACUUCCUCCACGAUUCCGUCUCCAUUGCCCUGGUUGGCAAAUACACUUCCCUUCACGAUGCCUACAUCAGUGUCUCCAAGGCUCUGGAGCACGCGGCCAUGUACUGCCACAAGAAGGUUCAGAUCAUCUGGGUCGACUCGUCGCAUCUGGAAGAUGACACCGCCUCCCCGGCCGAUUAUCACAAGGCCUGGCACGCGGUCUGCACGGCCGACGGUGUCCUGGUGCCCGGUGGUUUCGGUAACAGAGGUACUGAGGGUAUGAUGAAGGCCAUCACAUGGGCGCGUACCAACAACAAGCCGUUCCUGGGUGUCUGCCUGGGUAUGCAGCUGGCCGUGCUGGAGUUCUGCCGCAACGUCGCCAACAUCAAGGAUGUCGGCAGUGAGGAGCUGCACCCCAAGGCCGAGAACCACGCCAUUGUCUACAUGCCCGAGGUCGACAAGGGCAAGCUCGGUGGAACCAUGCGUCUUGGCAGACACCCCUGCGUCUUCCAGGAGAACACCGAGUGGUCUCGUCUGCGGAGUCUGUACGGACCCUCCGUCUCGCAGAUUGAGGAGCGCCACCGCCAUCGUUACGAGGUCAACCCUGAGAUGAUCGAGCAGAUCGAGAAGGCCGGUCUCUCCUUCAUUGGAAAGGACAUCAAGGGUGAGCGUAUGGAGAUCGUCGAGAUCAAGGACCACCCCUGGUUCGUGGGUGUGCAGUUCCACCCCGAGUACCUCAGUCGGGUCUUGAGCCCCAGCCGGGCUUUCCUCGGUUUCUUUGCCGCCGCUGCAGGAUGCCUUGAUGAGGUCUCCAAGGCAGUUGUGCAGGGUCAGCGGAGCAUUGGCCGCAAGCAAUAGAUCUCUUUGGCGGAGGAGCGGUAUUUUGCUGGAGUUCUGGUGAGAAGGAUACUGUUGGCGGUACACACCGUCUGGGUUUUUCUGUUGUCUGUCUGGGGCAAGUCUUGAGCGCUGCCUCAUGCCGUGAGGCAGCCCCAAAUCUAUACGACUUCGGGCCGUAUGGCAGGAUCGCGUGAGGAUACCCUUGACAAAGACCUGAAGCGUCACCCAGGUCGAUCAGGUCAUCACGACGCUGCACAAAAAGGAAUCGAAAAUAAUAUGUCGGAAGUUGUCUGUUUCCUCAGGUUAUGCUUUUGUUGAGAUUGCAGGACUUUUUGACUACGUGAUAUCACUAUAAUAUAAAAGUAUUGAGACGGCCGGUCCAUUGAUAGAUUAAAUCAAUACAAUAGAUUAGAUUUUGGUGCCA